CACAUGUCGUCCUUAUGUUACUGAUUUGAAUGGUUGAGAGACAUUGUUGACGUCCUUAAUUCACCACAACCAGCAUUUUUACAUUGUGUUUGACAGCGAAAUGGUUUAAAAUGACUACUUGGUACCAAAUAAAAGCUCAAAAGACCCUCCCCCACCCCCCAAAAAAAAAAAAAAUCAAAGGCAAUCGGACCGAGCCGAGGGAUUGGCGGGAUUUCAGGGAAUUUAAGGAGAAAAUUCCAUGGAACUACACGUAAGGAAGGUCUAGUAUUAAAGGAGAGCAGUUAAGAGAUUAAGAUAAAACCAAGUGGGUGGUCAGGGAAGGGUUGAUACAUCAAAAUGCAUGUGCAGGUGGGGGCCUAAGUCUUAACUGGAACAUCUGCAUGUGCAGGGUUUGAUCGUUGUAAAUGACUCCCGAAUGUACGAAAAUCUGUUUCUUGGUCUUGCUUUUCUCUCUUUAACAUCACAAUUGCUUUCUUGUCUCUUCUUUCUAUUCAAGUCCACAUCGAACCGCCCUUUUGUUUCCUAUAUAAUCCCUUUCUUUCCAGCCCUUUUAUGUCACAAACAUCAACCACUAACAUACCACACAACAGCCUUUUGAUUAGCCUCUUUCUAUUUGUCAAAAAUGGCAACAUCAGCAGUUUCUGCAACUUCUCUUCUGCUUUUCAUCUUCGGUUUUUGCUUGCGAGGCGCCUUUGGUGAUUAUGGGGGAGGAUGGCAAGGUGGCCAUGCUACAUUCUAUGGGGGCGGUGAUGCAUCUGGCACAAUGGGAGGCGCUUGUGGAUAUGGUAACUUAUAUAGCCAAGGUUAUGGGACCAACACUGCAGCACUUAGCACUGCUUUGUUCAACAAUGGCCUCAGCUGUGGUUCUUGUUAUGAAAUGAGGUGUGAUAGCGACCCCAAAUGGUGCCUGCCUGGAUCCAUUACCGUCACUGCAACCAACUUCUGUCCCCCUAACUUGGCCUUGUCCAAUGAUAAUGGUGGCUGGUGCAAUCCUCCUCUACAGCACUUUGACUUGGCUGAGCCAGCCUUCUUGCAAAUUGCUCAGUACCGGGCUGGAAUCGUCCCCAUUUCAUUCAGAAGAGUCCCCUGUAUCAAGAAAGGAGGAAUCAGGUUUACAAUCAAUGGUCACUCUUACUUCAACUUGGUCCUCAUUACAAAUGUUGGUGGUGCUGGAGAUGUUCAUUCAGUAUCAAUCAAAGGUUCCAAAACAGGAUGGCAAUUAAUGUCGAGGAACUGGGGCCAAAACUGGCAGAGCAACUCUUACCUCAACGGUCAAAGUCUUUCAUUCCAAGUCACCACAAGCGAUGGAAGGACUGUGACCAGCUACAACGUGGCACCGGGAAAUUGGCAGUUUGGACAAACAUUUGAGGGCGGUCAGUUCUAGAGUUUCAGGACAGUAAAGGGUCUUUAAAUGGAAGCUUGUAUAUGUAAUAGCCAUUGUUUGAGAUAGGGGAAGGUAUAAGAAGGAGAGUUAGGGUAAAGGAGAGGCUCAGCCGGCCCCAUAUGGCUGUCAAUUGCUGAGGUGAUUUAUUGGCACCCGCUAGGCCUAUACAGAUAUCUUUACUUGAUUGAUGAUGAUCAAGGAUAUUUUCAUCUGUUUGGCUUUUGUUUAAUUCAUCAUAGCCAUGCCAUGAAAUGAAUCAAAAUAUAUAUUUAAAAGA
Messenger RNA from Gossypium arboreum, 1661 nucleotides. RefSeq names its product expansin-A8-like. Gene Ontology annotation, cellular component: extracellular region. The transcript has 3 exons. Gene Ontology annotation, biological process: plant-type cell wall organization. Lineage: Eukaryota; Viridiplantae; Streptophyta; Magnoliopsida; Malvales; Malvaceae. The record is from RefSeq and is a predicted model, not a curated record. Bases 623 to 1384 code for a protein of 253 amino acids.